This is a messenger RNA of Dunckerocampus dactyliophorus (ringed pipefish), 4326 nucleotides long. RefSeq lists its product as uncharacterized. The record is from RefSeq and is a predicted model, not a curated record. Gene Ontology annotation, biological process: negative regulation of translation; protein polyubiquitination; proteasome-mediated ubiquitin-dependent protein catabolic process. Bases 263 to 2800 code for a protein of 845 amino acids. Gene Ontology annotation, molecular function: protein binding; ubiquitin protein ligase activity; translation repressor activity. Lineage: Eukaryota; Metazoa; Chordata; Actinopteri; Syngnathiformes; Syngnathidae. The transcript is spliced from 3 exons.
CUUCCGAUACGCCAUCCUAGGAUUCCAUUUAAGGUGGUGUUAACCAAAUAUACAGUGCGACUGUUUGUCCACUCAUUGUCACUUUUUUGUGACACUUCUCGGUGUGAAAACAUUCCAAUGAAAAACGAGAGGGGGCGGGGAGAGUGCGUGAGUGAUGAAGAGGAAGGUGGGAGGACGAGUUGCAGAGCACCUUGCAUGCAGGUACAGACAGAAGACGAUGAGAAAUCCCAUUUGAAAGAGGAUUUUACAUCCACCAUCCAGAAUGUUGCUCCGCUCUCAUUCAGAAAAGAGACCCCUCCUUGGGUUUUCCGCCCUAUUAACGCAACAAAGACAACUUGGAUCCACAGUACCUCCAUCUUUGGCCCCAAAGGAGUCCAUCCUGACAUUGCAGUCUCUUGCUUUGCCACCUCCCUGGGUAACACAGGCCGUUUCCUGCAUCGACCGAGGAGAGCGAGAACUGCAAAGUCUCAGGGAGCGGCAGCAGGCGGAGGCGGAUGAGGUGAACCGGGAGUUGGACAGCGCAGUCAUUGAUGCACAAAAGGAAGAGCUCCGCCUUCUUGAGAAAGUUGAGCGGGACCACAGAGAAGCCCAGCAGAUCCUGAGUCGGGUGAGAAGGGAGAACGCUGCGGCUGUGAGAGUCGUUCAAUCCCUUGUCGACAGGCAACUCCAAAAAAUGGGUCGACUGAAGGAGCAGAUACAGAGAUGGGACAGCAUGGCUAGGGGUUCCGAGAAGCUGCAUCAGCUGCAAAGAGGUUUAGAGGAGGUUACAAAACCUUGGGAAAUCUGUCUUACGCUGAAAAGAGUCAGCUUCCUACCAAACAGCAAGUCUAAAACGUUAAACUUGGGGCAAGUAACUGUUCACGAGCAAGGUAUGACUUAUCCCAUUGGUGUCUGUGGUGUCCAAGGACAGAAGUGCGCUUUGCACGCAGGAGAGUCAACAUUUUCAAACAUCACCCCUAUCGAGAUCCGUAAAGAGCCUCAAGCAGUCAGAGGGCAAAGGCAGAGUCCAGAGGAGAGCACCAAGACCAAGAGUGGGAACAUUCAAAUUGUCCGCAAACUACGUGUGUCGAGUCCUCCAGAGAAUGAGGAUGGGUUUGGAUCGCCAAGGUCCCCCGCCCUAAGACAUUGUAGAGUAUCAGAGUCCUCUCAGGAGGAGGAAGCAGAGUCAGUGUGUUCAGACGUCCACAGUCAAGACCUUUUCCUCACUAUUCCAGCAAUCUCUAGCCAAGGAGAAUCUGAAGAUGACGGAUUGGAGGGCAGAUGGUGUGUAACCAAGAAGCGAUUCACACUUAAGGGAAAGAAAAAGCAAAAGGCCCAAGACCUGGUUCCAUGUGAAGAACAAUCUUGCCCUCCAGAAAAAAGUGAUACAAAAAAUGAUGCAAGGCGCGACGAGUCACCUUGCAGGCCUGGUUCUAGAUCUCAUUCCAUGGGAGGCCAUUCCUUUUCUCACCAAGCCCAAUCAAAGAGAAAUAACUCAAAUGAGUCAUCAAAGGACAGUGGAAGCCCCACCUCCCCAGCAAACAGUGAGGAUUCAUCUCACACGUAUCCCGAGGAUGUUGAUGGAUCCCUCAAGCAGAAGCACUCGCUGUCCUCGGCCAAGCUUUCUGGUAGCGCAUGCUCGAUUGUCCAUGGUGACAAGGGUGACUGUGGAGCCAUCAGGAAAGUCAACAGAAUGCUACUGGCAUCCGAACCUUCACUUCUUGAGCAAGGUCGAGGACUUGGUGCAGAGCCGGAACCACACAGUAACGUUACAUGCACGGCUCAGCAAUAUUCAAGACCCCAUAUUUCUGUUCCACAUGAUUUUGAUUUAAACUACGGGAGCAAAUCUCUGUCCAUGCCAGCCGUUGGAGAGGAUGAAUGGCAGCAAUACAAGACUGGCAAGAAAGAGAAAGAUGUGGCAGCAUUCAAGCAUGAAGAAGGAGGUUCAACUGCGCUUGACACGGCUUAUCUGGUUAAACAGUUUGGGAAACAAGGAUCAGGUCGCACUGAUUUCAACCUGCCGAGCGGUCUACAUGCAACUGUUAACGGGCAGCUGUUUGUGGUGGAUUGUGGAAAUGCACGCAUUCAGGUGACCGACGCCCAGAAGAAUGUUGUGCAGCAGGUUUCUCCCUCAGGAACGGAGAGAUCGUCCCGUAUCUGCAACUACUUUGACGUGGCUGUGAACUCAAAGGGCCUCAUUGCCUUGACCUGCGCUGCCGAACGAGCAGUGUUGGUAUUUAGUCGCCAUGGACGCCUCCUGCAAACAUUUGGAGGCAUGAUGAGUGGUGCCACCAAUGAGGAGCUGGAUGCUCCCAGGGGUGUGACUCUGACCCGUCAAGACGAGUUCUUGAUCGCUGACAUCAAACGUGGCACAUUAACUGCCCUGAAGCUGGACCCCAAAACCGGGGCCAGGUUAGAGCGGACAGUGGUGACCGGUUACCACCGGCCCUACAUGGUGGCAGCCUGUCUCAUCACUGGUCUCAUGGCCGUGUCAGAAAGGGGCAGCGAGUCGGGCCGUGUGCCAUGUAUUCGGGUCCUGGAGCCUGGAUGGACCACAAUCCGUAUACUUGGGGUCUGUUCUGGUCUUGGGCCUGUCCUUUCCUGCCCUUGGGGCCUUUGUAUCGACAGCGACGGGGAUGUUCUGGUGGCAGACUGGGGAAAGCAGCGCCAUCGGGUUCUCCUCUACUCGUCCAAGGGUGCGGGCUGGCCACUGGUGACUGAUCAUCUGAACAGCCCGAGAGGUCUCGCGCUGCUCCCUGAUGGCCACAUGGUCAUGUCGGACAGCAUGAAUCAUUCCAUCAAGAUCUAUCGCUACAAAUGAGGAUGAUGGUGGAGACGUCAAUAGCAACAACAUUGAUCAACUUGAUGACGUUUGAAUCCAACCUUUUACCGCUCAUGUUUGAAUCCAACUUGCACCUGUCAUGUUUGAAUCUGACACACAAACGUAGCAAUGUUCGUAUCACUCAUGUUUGAAUCGGACUGACCUCGUACCACUCUUGUUUGAUUCCGAUCUCGUACCGCUCAUGUUUGAUUCCGACCAUGUAGCGCUCAUGUUUGAAUCCAACUUGUACCACUCACGUUUGAUUCCGACCUCAUGCCGUUCAUGUUUGAAUUGGACUGACCUCGUACCGCUCAUGUUUGAAUCGGACUGGCCUCGUACUGCUCAUGUUUGAAUCUGACCUCGUACCACUCAUGUUUGAAUCGGACUGGCCUCAUACCGCUCAUGUUUGAAUCUAACCUGGUACCGCUCAUGUUUGAAUCCAACUCGUACCGCUCAUGUUUGAAUCGAACUUGUACUGCUCAUGUUUGAAUCAAACCUUGUACCGCUCAUGUUUGAACUGGACUGACUUGGUACCGCUCAUGUUUGAAUCCAACUUGUACCGCUCAUGUUUGAAUCUGACCUCGUACCGCUCAUGUUUGAAUCGGACUGGCCUCAUACCGCUCAUGUUUGAAUCUAACCUGGUACCGCUCAUGUUUGAAUCCAACUCGUACCGCUCAUGUUUGAAUCGAACUUGUACUGCUCAUGUUUGAAUCAAACCUUGUACCGCUCAUGUUUGAACUGGACUGACUUGGUACCGCUCAUGUUUGAAUCCAACUUGUACCGCUCAUGUUUGAAUCUGACCUCGUACCGCUCAUGUUUGAAUCGGACUGGCCUCAUACCGCUCAUGUUUGAAUCUAACCUGGUACCGCUCAUGUUUGAAUCCAACUCGUACCGCUCAUGUUUGAAUCGAACUUGUACUGCUCAUGUUUGAAUCAAACCUUGUACCGCUCAUGUUUGAACUGGACUGACUUGGUACCGCUCAUGUUUGAAUCCAACUUGUACCGCUCAUGUUUGAAUCUGACCUCGUACCGCUCAUGUUUGAAUCGGACUGGCCUCGUACCGCUCAUGUUUGAAUCGGACUGGCCUCGUACUGCUAAUGUUUGAAUCCGACCUCGUACCCUUUUUUUUUUUUUGCAGUUUUUUUCCCCCAAAUUUUUCAACUUCCUGUAUAUUUGCUUUUCGUAACAUUUUGACUCUAUUCCCAUAAUAUUAUAAAAUUCCAAUUCUAUAAAAUUACAACUUUGUUUUGUUUUGUAUCUCAUAAUUUUGUGACUUUAAAAAAAAGUAAACAUUUUUCUUUAAUAUCUCAACUCUAUGCUCCUAAAAUGACAUUAUUUUUCCCACCAGUUUAUUAUUGAAAAAAACUGUGACUUUUUUUUCUCUUUAAAAUACUACUUUUUUGUCUUAAUGUUUAUCACAUUUCUGCUGUUGUUGUUUUUUCCAACAAUUUCAACUUUGUUUUUGCAAAAGUUCUUCUUGUAAUAUUUCAACUUUAUUGCCACGGUAUUUACACUUUAUUCUCAUAA